Messenger RNA from Lactuca saligna, 1623 nucleotides. The record is from the annotation of a GenBank genome assembly. Lineage: Eukaryota; Viridiplantae; Streptophyta; Magnoliopsida; Asterales; Asteraceae.
AUGCUCAACUUUACAAGCCCUAGGUCUGAAGUCGCAGGGCUUGAUUCCCAGAGUUCAAAGACCAUUAGAUCUUAUUUCACCCCUCUCUCUGCGCAUUCUGCAAACAGGUUAAUUGUCAAAGCUGACACAGACCCUCUCAAAAGAUGGUUUACCCGUCCGUCCAUCCUGUUUGACGCCAAAGAAGCAGCUGAUAUUGACAUUGAUACUCUCUUUAACCUUGCCCUUUCAGAUGGACAAGCUGCAAAAGAUGAAAUGCAAGGGGUGAUUGUUUAUGAUUAUGAAUUGAAUAUUGGGUGGGGAAAAUUGGUUUCCCUCCCUUCUCAAUCACUCCCUGCUUCUCCUCCAGGACAAAUGGCCAUCAGGAGUAAAGAGGGUGCCACUGUAAUCUUGUCUUGUCCAUCUGGUCCUCCUGUUACUUCUGUCCCAAGUCAGAAUUCUGAGUUGGUUCUUACUCCCAAUGUACCAGAUGAUAAAGGUCUUACUGGAAGUAGCUCAGAUUUGGGAUACAAUUAUGGAAAGUUCUAUGCAAUGGAUGGAGCUACCCAUGUGACAUGUGGAGUAUUGGCUGCAUACUUGUUGAAUAAUUUACGGGAAGGAGCUACUGACUGUAGUUCUUGUGCAACUGUUAUGUUAGAGCUUGCUCGAGGAAUCUCCCAAUGGGCUCAUGGUUUCAAGAACUCUGUUAUUUUCUUGUUUAACACCAGGGAAGACGAAGGCUUAAAUGGAGCCCAUAGCUUUAUUACUCAGCAUCCAUGGAGUAGAAGUAUACAUAUGGCUAUAGACUUGGAAGCCAUGGGCGAUGGUGGAGCAUCUGCUAUUUUUCAGGCGGGUCCGAACCCAUGGGCGAUUGAGAACUAUGCAUUGGUAGCAAAAUACCCCUCUGGUAAAAUUUUUGCUCAGGAUCUUUUUACAUCAGGUGUCAUAAAAUCUGCUACUGAUUUUCAAGUUUACAAAAAGGUUGCUGGUCUUUCAGGUCUUGACUUUGCUUAUGCAGACAAUACAGCUGUAUAUCACAUAAAGAAUGACAAGUUGAAACUUUUAAAACCGGGUUCCCUUGAACACCUUGGAGAAAACGUGCUUACUUUUCUUCUUCACUCUGUUUCAUCUUCUCAGCUCACUAAAAUGGCAUCCAAUAACAAAAAUCAACAUGAUCCCGCCAUAUAUUUUGACAUUUUGGGAACAUACAUGGUUGUAUUUAAACAAAGUUUAGCCAACAUGUUAUACAACUCAGUGAUAAUGCAAUCCAUGAUGAUAUGGGAUUUCACUGUACCUAAUGCUGUAAAUGAUAAUGUCGAAUUGUAUUGUAAAACUGGAGUGCCUUUUGUGAUGGGAACUACUAGUGGAGAUAGGGAUCUUUUGUAUAAAACUGUGGAGGAAGGAAAGCUUUAUGCAGUCAUAUCUCCUCAAAUGGGAAAACAGGUUGUGGCAUUUCUUACAGCUAUGGACAUAAUGUCCAAGCAAUUUCCUAGAGCAUUCUCUGGACAUACCCUAGAGGUGUUGGAAUCUCAUCAAUCAACAAAGCUGGACACAUCUAGAACAGCAAAAGCCAUUUCAUGUUUCCAGAAACUUGGAGUUUCCUUUGACAUAGAUGAGGUACAAUUGAUACGAGAUCCAAAACAAUAG